ACCUUUAAAUUCACCAUAGAUUAGUCGAGUAUAGUAAAUGAUUACAAUGUCGCGCUCGACACGACACUUUUCAGUGUUUGUUGACGUUAAAACGACACGUCUAUGUAGUUGUCAAAACUGUUGUGGGAGCUACAACGUUUCAUUCGGACCCACUGUGUCUCGCUUUGCACUCAAGUGUCACUCCGCCAACCAACUAAGUGCUAGCCUUUUCAGCUUUUGUUAUUCUAAAUACCCGAAGUGUACUUUGAAAUACAGCAAUUCACGUCGGAUGUUAUUAAAUUGAUUUUAAUAUAUGUCUGUUGUCAUGGCAGAAAGUGGUAGCAAGUACUGCUAUCACUCACUUUUUAAGUGUGCGCUCGGCCUGUUGUUAACGCUAGCCACAUUAGCUAGCCAUUAGUUUUGCGUUGAUAGGAAAAAAAAGUUGAUUUCGACAUUUUAGCCAAUCAGAUUCAGCUGUCCGAUGUUAUUGACAGGGUUUAAACCUAUGAGUGCCUUAGAAGUCGCUAACUGACGCUCUCGUGGCCAAUUGCUGAACAGUAUAGGCGGCAUUGUUACGGGAAAAGGCUGGGCUUAUGUACCCGUACGUAGCCAGAGGUAAUGGAGGCUAAAAAAGACAAACCUUUUCGACACAGUCAGCGGUGUCUUCACAAAGGAACUAAAGUUUGUGGAACUUUGGGAAUUCAACUUGAAAUUAUCGUCGUUUAUAUGGGCGAAUAUGUGGAAAAAAGCGCGCUCGUGUAGUUUUUUUUGGCGGUAGGAUAUAUUGCGAUAAUUUGGGUAUGCAAGAAAACCUAAAAAAAAAAAAAAAAUACCAAUGAUAUCCACAGUAUUGCAAUUUGAACUGCUGAACGCCCCACGAUCCAUGUCUCCAUCCAUGUCAACACCUUCCUGAGAAAUUUACAUUGCAAGCUCUUUGCAAAAAUGGGGGACGACCGACCUUUCGUGUGCAAUGCUCCUGGAUGCGGACAGAGGUUUACCAAUGAGGACCACUUGGCAGUACACAAACACAAACAUGAGAUGACGCUGAAAUUCGGACCAGCCAGGACCGAUUCGGUCAUUAUUGCAGACCAGACACCUACUCCCACUCGUUUCCUAAAGAACUGCGAGGAGGUUGGCCUGUUCAAUGAGCUGGCCAGUUCCUUUGAACAAGAUGAUGAUGAGAAGAGGGCCAAGAACUCUCUCCCUGCUUCGAACUCUGUGGCUUUGGACAUGAGCCUGCAGACGCCAUCAGAAGUGAAGGUGAAACAGGAGGCACCUGUAGAAGUUGAUUCUUCACCACCAGGCAGCCCUGAAUCCUCAUCUGGGAAGUCGGACAGCAACAGGGAGCCUAUAGUUAAAGGAAAGGACACACCACCCAGGAAUUCAGCCCCUACCCCGACUAUUGUGCGUCCAGGUUCCCUCCCACUACAUUUGGGCUUUGAUGCUCUUCAGCCCACCAUGCCAUCACCCACCUCCGUCAUCACACAGGCUCCACCCUCAAAUCGUACUUUGGGUUCACCGACCAGCCAUUACCCUAUGAUGAUGCUUCCCUCUGGUCAGGCUGUGCCUGUGCUGCCUGGUCCUGUUCAGAUGCCUUCUGUCAUUAAUCUGGCUCGACCCAUGUGCAUGGUACCCAACAUUCCUGGGAUCCCUGGUCCUCCUCUGGGAGGCAGCAGCAGCGGCUCCAACUCCCCCUCUGGCUACAGCAUCCACUCAGAGGCCAAGAUGCGUCUGAAGGCUGCGCUGCAAAGCCCAUCAGGACAGAGUAUGGGGAUCAUGGCCAUGGGCAGCAGCCCCAUGGUACCUCAGAAGGCAGAACAGAGUCAGCUGCUUGUCCAGCAGCCAGACGCACCAUCACCUGCACAACCUCAGGUAUCUCCAGCACAGCCUACAGGUGGGCGUCGACGGCGGACGACAGACGAUGACCCCGACGAACGAAGGCAGCGUUUCCUCGAGAGGAACCGGGCAGCAGCAUCCCGUUGCAGACAGAAACGCAAACUGUGGGUAAACUCCCUAGAGAAGAAAGCUGAGGAGCUCAGCACUUUGAACGUCUCACUGUCGAAUGAAGUGUCUCUGUUGCGUAAUGAGGUGGCUCAUUUAAAGCAGCUGCUGCUGGCCCACAAGGACUGUCCUGUAACCACCUUACAAAAGAAGACUGCCUACUUAGCUGCAGAAGAGAGCAUGAAAGACACGUCAGAGCCUACAGGUUCCCCUGCCCCGGUGAUUCAGCACAGCUCUUUGGCGCCCAGCCCUUCUACGGGGCAAAACGGCCUGAGCUCAAGGGCAGCAGCUGAGGCUAUGGCCAUGUCAGUGCUGGCAGGAAUGGGCCAGCAGCAGAGAGCUGAGAGCGGACCCUCUCACAUUAUCAUGGCUGCACAGUCUCAAUCUGCUGCCAGAUGAUGAGCGAUGCCACCAAGGCCCACACUUGGCUCAUCACCCAGGGUAGAAAAGACUCCCACCUCCCAGGUUCCCUCAUCUUUAAAUUCAGAAUUUCACAUCUUCUCCUCUGCCUCCCCUCCCCUCUGUGGUCUUUCUAACCCUCCUGGGGAGCCAUCUUGCUGGGGCCUGGAGCUCAUCAGCAGCCUUCUGGGAAAGGACUGAGACUUUUAAGAGAGCUUCCUGUUAACUUUGCCAUAGACUACAGGGGCUGGACUCCAAUACCCCCUCCCCCCUGUUUCCUCCUGUGCGUCCCUGCUCAACUGUCCUCAACUUCAGUAAUAAGGACUCUUCACUGGACUGUAUGACUGCAUCAAGUAUACUGCCAUAAUGAUCUUCCCACGUGGACACGUGCCGCACAGGUGUUUCGUAAACAUAUAUAUUUUUUUUGGAUCAAAUCCGAUAUUAAACAGCACACAGGGCUCUACACUUUUUCCAGCAGGGAACAGUGCCUUGCUCUCCUCGUCACUUUAGCCUUGCACACACACCCACACAUGCCAUCACAGAAUGCCUCCCUAUACAUCCUCAGCUCCAAAGAUGCGGUAGUUGUCCAGAAUUCUCUGACUCACAUCUCAAUUAUUCACUCAGACCUUUAGUAAAUGGUUCUCAGCCUCAACACGAUCUCAACCUGGACCCAAAAACCUUACCUCAUGUACACCCCUUUAUGAUAAAGUGUAUUAACUGUGUGUGUGUGAUUGUAUAUUUAUGUACAUCAGAACAUAGCAGUUUGCCUACUCCUGAUCUGAUGCAUUAUUAGCUAGAUUGUUAGCAUGUGACUUUUCUAAUAGGGUGUUAUGUUUUUGAUACAGUAUGUGCAGCUAUAUUUCUUUUAACUAAUUGGCACAUCCUCCCAGAUUGACCCAUGUAACCAAAAAUAUGUUAGAUUGCGAUUUAAAAAUAAGUUUGUUGGAGCAGAUUUUUUUUUUUUCUGACCUGAAGGGAAUUGAACUUUUUCCACCUUUUCAUAUUUCCUGAAACAGGCAGGUGGUUUAUUGGUAUGUAAAUGGAUGGCUUUUUCCAUUUUUACAUGUAACUGUUCUGGUGACUGUGUUUUCUCCGUGUGUGGGCCCUGCUGGACUUACUGUAACUGUUAUUUUCACACUUCUCAGGAUGGUUGCACAUCCUUUGCUGCUCGUUUGAAAAUGCGAUGAACCCCUCGUUCUGUAUGCUCUCUACCAAACCGAAACUAAGCCAUAAUGGAUCUCUCCAAAGACUAUCUGGUACUUGUCCUGGGACAGAAGUGAAUACCCUGACUGUUAUUUUGUGAUUCAGAGGUUGCAGUGGCACUAUGACAGUAUAUCACUGCUUGUAACUUGCACUUACACACAGUCUUUCACACAGUGUUUGAUCAUUUUGCCUUAAGAUCACAUUUGUGCCUCCGAUAUCCCCCUCACAUAAAUAUAUACAGAUUUGCUUGUAUGGGGGGAAAAAACAGCUCUAGAGAAAUUAUAUUAGUCAGUAUAUAAAUUGGGAAAAAAUGAACAUCAGUAAAUAUAACAUUUAAUUAAUAAACAAAGCUUUUUGAGGCCUUUAAGUACAUAAAAAGUGUCUUUUAAGAAUAUUGUUAAAAUAUUGAAGUACUUGUCUGUCAUCUGGUGGAGAGACAGAGCAAAGACAUCUCCAGUGGUCAAAGCUUUAAGGGCAGAAGACGAGCUGUCCUGUGACUGUUUCUGAAAGGCUCCAGUUCUUUUACAAUGUCCCCCAGAUGUUUUAUCCAGAUAUCGAUAUAUUUUUACAUGAAUGCUCAAAGUGGUUUGCUUUUUUUCCCCUGUCCCUCUUUUGCCCUCUUUCUUAAUAUUUUUGCGAGAUAUGAUAUUUCAGAAACAGGAUAUGACUUAUUAACAUAAGGACAUUUAUGCACUAAAGUAAUGCAGGUUAACUAUUGCUUUGUAUUUCUGUUCAAUUUACAUUUUUUUUUUUGCUUUAUCCUUUUUUUUUUUUUUUCAGAGAUAUCAGAAUGUUUUUUUGUUUGUUUUUUGUUUUUUAAUGAUGGUUUUCUGUUAUCUGUACUGUAUACACGAAUGGGAAUUUGCUGAGCAACUUUAAUACCUUUUCCCUUUUGACUGAACCUCUCCUCCUACAGUCCCAAUGGCGACCCCGGCAAUUUGUGUAAUUUGCUGGCAGUCAAAUAGACGAUUGUUCAUUUGAAAUGAAAAUUCAAACUGCAUUUAGCUUUUAUGUUUUCUUAUAUUCUUUUGUUGCGUGCUGUCUUUAGCACCACACACUCUUCGUCAUAAUGCUUCUGAUUGUGCUGAUGAAUAUAGAGACUAAUUUCUUUAACACAACGAUUUGUGUUUUUGUUGGUUUGUUUUCUCAACAGAAAAAUGGACUUGUGCUUUUUGUUUUUGUUCUUUUUUUUAAAAGAAAUUUUACCCCCUCUUUUUCUUUUCUUCUUCUUUUUUUUUAAUACCUUUUAACAAUCGGUCGUGUCUUUUGAGCUUCCUUGUCUAACUUAUUGUUUUAAUUGGUCAAAUAACAAUAAUCUUUACAGUCUUUUGCCUGUUAACGAUGGGCCAGACUUGUUCUAAACAUAGCAAUUUAGUGGGAAAUACAGUAAUGUGAAAAUUACACAUAGUGUAUUGAUGGUUUUUCACACUCCCUUUGUUGGACUGAUGAUUUCUAAAAUUGUCCUUGUAUUGUACAUAUCUGUACUAUAUGAAUAUAUUUACUUUUCCAUGCAUGUCCAAGAGGAAUACCAUGAACACUUACAGUGCUGCAGUUUUAAUUAAAGAAACUACAUCAUAAUGAG
Messenger RNA from Oreochromis niloticus (Nile tilapia), 5164 nucleotides. It is a transcript of the gene atf7a, whose product is annotated as activating transcription factor 7a. The record is from RefSeq and is a predicted model, not a curated record. Gene Ontology annotation, molecular function: DNA-binding transcription factor activity. The transcript is spliced from 12 exons. NCBI's taxonomy places the organism in Eukaryota, Metazoa, Chordata, Actinopteri, Cichliformes, Cichlidae. Gene Ontology annotation, biological process: regulation of DNA-templated transcription. Bases 922 to 2379 code for a protein of 485 amino acids.